AUGAGAUCCUCGUCGUCGCCGUCGGUCGCCGGUCCAUCCCGUGCUCUCGACGCACGCCGGCCGCGCAGUGCCCAUACCCAGACGCUUGCCGUCAAUAUGGUCGAGACUCCAAGCCAGCAGGGUGCCCAUCACUUUCAGCUUCAUGUAAGCGAAUGUGUCGAAACUAAGACCGUCACAACAACCACUCGCCUCACUAGGAAAUUUCCGCAAGUCUUUGUUCGUGAUCCUACGCCCUUGUCCACUCUCGACACCAGGGAGUACCCUCUGGCCAUGAAGCCGACUCCCCCGGAGUUGGCAGGCUUCUACCUGACGCACCCGGGUCAGCUCGAUGAUGAUGAGUAUUUUAAACAAGAGGCCCAUGAAGACGACGAGCAGGUCCAGCAUGUCAAGUCCGAGGCCGACGACGACGCCGCCAUGUCUGCCAGCCAUAUUCCCGUACGCAAGCAAUCCCUGUUUCACCAUUUCAUUCGCGGCCUUUGUACACUAACCUUCUCUCUUGUCAGUAUACUCAUCGGCAGAGUGCCAGAUAUGCACGUCCUACUUCGGAGCCGCAGCAACCCUCUUCCCAAGAACCGAUUCCCCUUCGCCGCUCCAGCCGGCAUUUCUCCGUCUCCCCUCACGAGCACAUCACUCGCCGCACCAGACAAUCCCGACCCUCCCUUGCCGAGUCCUCCACCUCUGCACCUCAAGAGGUCAAACCUUCCACCACCCGCCAGACCCGAUCCUCCUCCCGCUCUCACCACUCGCCGACAGCCCAGUGAUGGAUCUCGCGCCAACACCAAUACCGGGUUCCUUGCUACCCCGGAUACGUCUGCCAUCUUGGGACCAUCACAAUCAAGACCUGCCAAGGGCAAGGGUCGUCAGUUGGAUGUUGUGCAAGAUUCGCGAGAGACAACUCCCGUGACCCAGCCUCAGUACGAUGCCGCCAGCCCCGCAGAAAGCGACGCCCACACAAUAUUCAGCAGCAACGUGGCGACACCUCCCAUAACUGAUGCCGAUGCCGAGCCCUUUGGAGAUAACGACGAGUCCCUUCAAAGAUCGAUUCGCAUACAUCAACGACCAUCAAUUGAUAUUGUAGCCGCCCAAGAUGCUAGCUUGCCGAGUCCUCGACUGUCCCCCACCUUGGCUGCCGGAACACUACCGGCUGCGGCCGAUGAUACCAAUAACGGUCAAGUCCCAAUUUUCAAUGCUUCCAAUCACUCCGCCUUUCCUGCCACUCAAUCAACCGACGACAUGGGUUCCAUGGAGCUUGCGCCUAUGGGUUACGUAUACAAUGACUGUCGCGAAGUGGGACGCGCUCGCGCCCCCUUGCAGGUUGAUACCCAGUCCUUGCUGGAGGCGUUCGAUUCCAUGAAGACAGAGAUGAAGACGUUUAUGAUGUACCAAUUUCUACGACGCUGUCCUCGGCCAACGCUCCGUGUUAUUGCUGAUACCGUGAAUCCAGCUCUGAAGUGCGAUUUUCUGAAGCAGCUCCCUCUUGAACUUGGUUACAACGUAUUGGCCUAUCUCGAUUACCGCGAUCUUUGCCGUGCCGCUCAGGUCUCCAGGCAUUGGCGCAACAUUGUCGAUCGCAACGAAACUGGCUGGAAAGAACUUUUCGAGUCUGACGGCUUUACAUUACCACUGGGAGAACUCGGCAAGGCAAUUACGCAAGGAUGGGGCUGGCAGGACCCAGCCGGCCCAACAGGCCAUGAGCGCGAUUUGAGCAUGCACAGCCGCCUCAUUUCUUCCGAACGGGAUCUCGUUCGCUCUGUUAAGAAUGAGAAGCUUUACCGGACUCGGGGUGCAAAAAGAAAGCGAGGCAUUAAUGUGUACACUGCGGCCGAACGAUCGAAACGUCGUGCUCAUGCCAACGAUGCGGCUACCUCUCGGGACGACAGAGCAGAGUUGGGGUUGAAGCAGCACAAAUCUGAAGGGCCCAUCUCUGCGGCCAACGCUGCUGCUUCAGUCGUACCAGACCCCCAGCUCGGGUUGCCCAGCCUCCGACAGCUGCACCUCUACAAGUCUCUGUACCGCCGUCAUCACAUGAUUCGCCAAAGUUGGACGAGCGGAAAAGUCAAGCCUAAACAUGUGGCAUUUGCUGCGCAUCCAAACAACGUCAUCACCUGCCUGCAAUUCGACGAAGACAAGAUUAUUACUGGAAGCGACGACACCCUGAUCCAUAUUUAUGAUACACAUACAGGCAAGCUGUUGAAGAAACUCGAGGGACACGAAGGUGGCGUAUGGGCUCUACAGUACGAGGGCAACAUUCUUGUUUCUGGCUCGACGGAUCGGUCAGUUCGAGUAUGGGAUAUUGAGCGAGGCUUGUGUCAGCAGGUAUUCUACGGUCACACCAGUACCGUUCGCUGUUUACAAAUUCUCAUGCCUGCGGAAACUGGCCGCACCCACGAUGGUAGGCCCAUUAUGCAGCCAGAGAAGCCGUUGAUCAUUACCGGAUCCAGAGACAGCCAGCUCCGUGUCUGGAGGCUGCCCGAGGUUGGUUCAAGACGCUACAUCCAGACUGGGCCGCCGGCACAGGAAUCCGACUGUCCGUACUUUAUCAGAGUUCUCGCUGGCCACACACACUCGGUGCGCGCCAUUGCCGCGCAUGGUGACACCCUUGUGUCUGGUUCUUACGAUAGCACUGUGCGAGUUUGGCGCAUCAGCACGGGCCAAGCUGUGCAUGUACUGCAUGGACACGCACAAAAGGUCUAUUCAGUAGUGUUGGACCACGAACGUAACCGUUGCAUAUCUGGCUCAAUGGACUCGUUUGUCAAGAUCUGGGACCUUGACACGGGGGCAUGUCUGUACAAUUUGGAAGGCCACAAUAUGCUUGUUGGACUCCUCGAUUUGCGCGACGAGCGUCUUGUGUCUGCUGCGGCAGACUCGACUUUGCGCAUUUGGGAUCCCGAAAAUGGCAAGUGUAGACAUACGCUGAUGGCGCACACUGGAGCCAUUACAUGUUUUCAGCACGACGGUCGCAAGGUUAUUAGUGGUAGCGAAAAGACGGUCAAGAUGUGGGAUAUUCGCAGUGGCGAAUGGGUGCAGGACUUGUUGACUGACCUGCGCGGUGUGUGGCAAGUCAAGUUUGACGAGAGACGAUGCGUAGCUGCUGUGCAGCGUGGUGAUUUGACUUAUGUCGAGAUUUUGGAUUUUGGCGCCAUUCGUGAUGGCGUUCCUCCGGAAGAACUCGGUACGCGCAGAGUGCUCAACGAGGCUGAAGUACGCAUGAUUGAAGAAGGGCCAUAG
Messenger RNA from Beauveria bassiana ARSEF 2860, 3228 nucleotides. Its product is annotated as WD domain-containing protein. NCBI's taxonomy places the organism in Eukaryota, Fungi, Ascomycota, Sordariomycetes, Hypocreales, Cordycipitaceae. The transcript is spliced from 3 exons. The coding region runs from base 1 to 3228 and encodes 1075 amino acids. Gene Ontology annotation, molecular function: protein binding. The record is from RefSeq and is a predicted model, not a curated record.